Brassica rapa (field mustard) is the source of this 4153-nucleotide messenger RNA. Its product is annotated as sugar transport protein 12. Gene Ontology annotation, cellular component: membrane. Gene Ontology annotation, molecular function: monosaccharide transmembrane transporter activity. The record is from RefSeq and is a predicted model, not a curated record. Gene Ontology annotation, biological process: monosaccharide transmembrane transport. Lineage: Eukaryota; Viridiplantae; Streptophyta; Magnoliopsida; Brassicales; Brassicaceae.
GUAAUCGCAAUCACAGAAAUGCGACAACCCAUUAGGUAACAACAGUCUUUCGUUAUACAAUUAUACAAACAUCGACUCAUCAACAUUCAUUUUGAUAUAUAUAGAGCAGCAUACAACUUUAUUAGAAUAUGCAUUUAAUAUUUACCAACAUUUACAAGACUAUUUGAUUCGUCUUGUCUCUUUCAGUACCACACCGUCACAAAAUAAGAAAAUAGACGACAUGCAUUUUCUGUUACUCCUCUCUUGUUGGGUCCCUCAAAGUCCCUAACCUAGUUGCCCUUACUUUUCUAUUUUUUACAUUUUUAUUUUUGUUUUUCACACGCUUGACACUUGUCAAACCAAAAUGUUUGUUGAAGGAUUUGAAAAACUCAUCAUACGAGCUACUGUUGAAAGCUCGCAGAGUAGCUGAGCCAGUCCGGAAGGAAGGUAAAACAGAAACUGAAAUCUGUUGGUACUUCUCAGUUCUCACUACAAAUGUUCUGUUAUAUUUCUUUUGAGACAACAUUCUGAGUUUUGUUGUUUAAUUUGCCCAAGUUUAUUCUAGUGUUUGUAUUGCGUUGAGUAGCUACUAAUUAAUGCAAGCUUGUUAUGUCUCUUGAUAAGGCAGAAACAGAGGUGAGGUAUCUUUCUUGGAGGCAGAAUGUUUCAAGAUUGAUCCAUGAAGCAAGAAAGUUUACUGUCGAUCUAAACAAGACGUGGAUUCUAACGGGAAUAAAUUUUUUUGAUGUUGACUAUGACUAUCUUGUAACUCAGUCUAACACAUUUAACAUUCCUGGGGUGGAGGAGAAUUGUCAUUUCCUUAGCCAUUUUUAAUAGUUUUCUUGCUCCACUCUCUAUACAUUGUUCUCUAAGCAAUGGUAGUUUGUGGAGCAAAGUGUAAAAUGACGGAUUGCUUAUAUGGAUGUAAGAAUAUUCCGAAGGAUUUUAUCUCUUUUUAAGAUGUCUCUAAGAACUGAUGGUGGGAUUGCAGGUGGUUGAAGUCUUGAAGAUGGACAAAGAAUCCGUAGAACUGUCAUUGUUUCAUAUGAGAAGGAAAGUUUACCAGAACUGAACGAAUAAGAAAGAAAGAUGAUGCUAAAUUUUGUAGUAGUUGGUGGUGGACCAACAGGUGUUGAGUUUGCUUCUUAGCUUCAUGAUUUUAUCAACGAGAUCUAGUCAAACUCUAUCCCGUGGCCAAUAAUUUAGUGCAAAUCACUCUUCUAGAGGCUGCAGAUCAUAUGAUCUUAACAAUGUGAGAUUUCCUUAUAUCUAAAAAAAUUUUUAAUCAAUGACAAGACUUUUUUGGUGUAAAAUCUCGUAUGAUGAUUCUAGUGAGGCGUUUGUGUCAAAGGUUGCUGAAAAAAAAAAUUAGUGGAGAUUGUGAAAAUGGGUUCAAUUGUAGCCAAUGUGAAUGAUAUAUAUGCAACAUUUAAACAGAGAAAAUUCAUAGUAAGUAAAUACACCAUGGGUCCAUGUGUAUGAUCCUCUGUUUCUUAUGCUUUUGGAUUGGGUUUAUUUUUUUCCAGGAAGACAGAUCCUCAUUGUUUGGUGAUUUAUAAAUUCUAGUUUUUGACCCCAAAAAAAUUCUAGUUUUUAUGUGUUUAAAACUAAAUUAAAUUUGAACUUAGCGCCUUACAAAAGAGUAAUGUUUUACAAUAUCAAAACAAAACAUGUGUCGUCUAGUCAGAAAAUUCAUUGUUAGAUCUGUUAUUAUCCUUCGCAAAGAUUUUCAUAAUUAAUUUAAUUCCCACUUCAUGGUAGAGUGUUAAUUAUAUAGAAUGGUAUAGGAGAGUCCUCUGCCAAUACGUAAUACUAAAAUUGUUCAUCUGUCUCAUACUAGUAACUCAAAACAAAACCUAACCUCUCAACCACAAUUCUAAACCAUAUCGCAAACUUUACCUAUAACUUUUUACUUAAAAGGAAACAAUAAAUUCAAAUGAACAUGCAUUCCCCAUCCAUAUCGUUGAAUCUAUUACAUGCUAGAAAGUAGAAACCUGGGAUUCUAAAGUAAGAUUACUUUUUUUGUGACAUUUUCUAUUAAAAUACAAUAUGAUGCAUAUUCUUUCUAAUUUCCACGGAUUAUAAACCUUAUAAAAAAAUUUCUUGACUUAUAUAUCUAUGCGAAUCAAUAGACUCUGACUUAGAGAGAUGCAUGCGAAUUAAUGUGGCUGGAUUAUUUUGUCCAAUUGCUAGAUGGAAAAUAAAGACCGAGGAUUUAAUUCCAUGUCAAGUUCAUUUGGUGCUAAUUUUACCACAUAAAUGAAUUAUUAAAUUUAAGGAAAAUGAGCAUAAAAGAUAAUCAAUUAAAUUCAACACGUUAAGUAAGUUAACGAUCUAUCCACAGCUUACUAGUGAAUCCACAUUAACCUCCACACCUUUGCUUAUAUAUAAUAAACACAGAACGUGUAACGAUUCAUCUGCUUAUUCUAAUCUACACUCUUAAAAUUUAGUAAAAUCCAAAAUGCCCGCAGUCGGAAUUGUCAUCGGAGAUGGCAAUAGGGAAUAUCCCGGCAAACUCACUCUUUACGUCACCAUGACGUGUAUCGUGGCUGCCAUGGGUGGUCUCAUCUUCGGUUACGACAUUGGAAUCUCCGGUGGAGUGACAACUAUGGACUCGUUUCAGAAGGAGUUCUUCCCAUCCGUAUACGAGAAACAAAAGAACGAUCAAGAGUCUAGCAAAUACUGCAAAUUCGACAGCAUUCCUCUCACUCUCUUCACCUCCUCUCUCUACCUCGCCGCGCUCUGCUCUUGCGUUGUUGCUUCUUACGUUACUCGUGAGUUUGGCAGGAAACUUUCGAUGCUUCUCGGAGGAGUUCUCUUCUGCGCCGGAGCUCUUCUUAACGGUUUCGCAACCGCAGUUUGGAUGCUCAUCGUUGGUCGUUUGUUGCUCGGUUUCGGUAUUGGGUUCACAAAUCAGUCCGUACCGUUGUACCUCUCGGAGAUGGCACCAUACAAAUACAGAGGAGCACUGAACAUCGGGUUCCAGCUCUCGAUCACCAUAGGCAUCCUCGUCGCCAGCGUCCUAAACUUCUUCUUCUCCAAGAUUCCCGGCGGCUGGGGCUGGCGGCUCAGCCUCGGCGGCGCCGUCGUUCCCGCUCUCAUCAUCACCGUCGGAUCCCUCAUCCUCCCGGACACACCGAACUCCAUGAUCGAGCGAGGCCGAUUCAAGCAAGCCGAGACGAAACUCCGUAAGAUCCGAGGCGUCGACGACGUCGAAGACGAGAUGAACGACUUGAUCGCCGCCAGCGAAGCUUCGAAGCUCGUGGAGCAUCCGUGGCGCAACCUGUUGCAGAGGAAGUACAGGCCGCAUCUUACUAUGGCGAUUCUGAUCCCUUCUUUCCAGCAGCUCACGGGGAUCAACGUCAUCAUGUUCUACGCGCCGGUGCUGUUUCAAACGAUCGGGUUUGAAAACGACGCGGCUUUGAUGUCGGCGGUUGUUACCGGUUUGGUUAACGUCGGAGCCACCGUUGUUUCGAUUUAUGGAGUUGAUAAAUGGGGGAGACGGUUUCUCUUCCUUGAGGGAGGACUUCAAAUGCUAAUUUCUCAGAUUGCUGUUGCGGCGGCGAUCGGAGCCAAGUUCGGGGUCGACGGGAACCCUGGGGUUCUACCAAAGUGGUACGCCAUUGUUGUGGUCUUGUUCAUAUGCAUCUACGUGGCGGCGUUCGCUUGGUCGUGGGGUCCACUCGGUUGGCUUGUUCCCUCGGAGAUUUUCCCGCUGGAGAUCCGAUCUGCGGCUCAGAGCGUAACGGUGUCGAUGAACAUGAUCUUCACGUUCAUAAUCGCGCAAGUGUUUCUGAUGAUGCUUUGUCACAUGAAGUUCGGGUUGUUCAUAUUCUUCGCGUUUUUCGUGGCGGUGAUGUCGGUUUUCAUCUACGUUUUCUUGCCGGAGACGAGAGGUGUGCCGAUUGAGGAGAUGAAUCAGGUGUGGAGAUCGCAUUGGUAUUGGUCAAGGUUCGUUGAGGGAGAUGAGAAUGGUCGUGUCGAGAUGGGAAAAGUCCAUUAACGAACCAAGAAAACGAUAUGUUUUUUUUUUGGUUUGGUUAGUAACUCAUAAUAUAAUCAAUCAAAGGAUACGAUUAGUAACUAGUAAGUAGUACUUUGUUUGUUUCGUUUCAGACACGAACAAAGUUUAUGUAUUGUUUUCUUUUCUUUAAUGCAAGAACCUGUUUCACUA